Messenger RNA from Oncorhynchus kisutch (coho salmon), 1055 nucleotides. Its product is annotated as potassium voltage-gated channel subfamily B member 1-like. NCBI's taxonomy places the organism in Eukaryota, Metazoa, Chordata, Actinopteri, Salmoniformes, Salmonidae. The record is from RefSeq and is a predicted model, not a curated record. Gene Ontology annotation, cellular component: membrane; voltage-gated potassium channel complex. The transcript is spliced from 2 exons. Gene Ontology annotation, molecular function: delayed rectifier potassium channel activity; protein binding. Gene Ontology annotation, biological process: action potential; protein homooligomerization; potassium ion transmembrane transport. Bases 435 to 1055 code for a protein of 206 amino acids.
CGCCGCCCUACUCCAAGACAGGAGAUGGGGAAGACCCUGGUGUGGAAAACCGUGUGGAUUCACAACAUACUUGUUGAUCUUCUCUAUUAAAAUAGAAGGGCGUCAUCCUAGUCGGACUAAAUCAGUGUAUAGGAGGAUUCUUAUCUAACCAAAAGGCGGAGGAGAUCCAGAGUGCCACGGAGGCAACACCGUUUGAAACGGAAUGGAUCACAAACCGUGCCGAGAGUAGGCUAAUUAACCUAAAGCCGUUUCCUCAUUUUUCCUCGGAUAUUUAAUGUUUUCAACUCUGCCUCUCCAUACGGUCUGAUGAGCAAACCUAAAGUUAAGAUUCAAGGAUGAAAGAAAACAAGCACAAAUGUAGACUGUAACUUUUCCCCAUCCGGAUCUUGCCUGUUGGACAAAUUGGAACUCGGUGGAACUCUCGUUAGUUCAAAAUGGAGAAAUCCUCAACGGGAUUGAAUAAGAAUGGCUCGCGAUCGACCGCAUCACUACCCCCGGAACCGGCGUACAUAAUCCACAGCAAGUCAUGCUACCGCCGGGUAAGGCUCAACGUUGGGGGUCUUCCACAUGAGGUCCUCUGGCGAACGUUGGAUAGGUUACCACGCACCCGGUUAGGGAAACUACGAGACUGCAACACCCACGACUCACUCAUGGAGGUAUGUGACGACUACAACUUGGAUGAGAACGAGUACUUUUUCGACCGGCACCCAGGGGCGUUCACGUCCAUUUUGAACUUCUACCGGACCGGUAAGCUCCACAUGAUGGAGGAGAUGUGCGCCCUGUCGUUUAGUCAGGAGCUGGACUACUGGGGCAUAGAUGAGAUCUACCUGGAGUCCUGUUGCCAGGCCAGGUACCACCAGAAGAAAGAACAGAUGAACGAGGAGCUCAAAAGAGAGCAAGACACCUUGAAUGACAGAGAGGGAGAAGAGUUCGACAACACGUGUUGUGCUGAGAAACGAAAGAAACUCUGGGACCUUCUGGAAAAGCCCAGUUCGUCUGUCGCAGCUAAGGUAACCUUUAAUUCUACAUAUCACAUGUGGACAGUAUGCAUUUAA